Messenger RNA from Didymella exigua CBS 183.55, 1689 nucleotides. RefSeq lists its product as uncharacterized. The transcript has 5 exons. NCBI's taxonomy places the organism in Eukaryota, Fungi, Ascomycota, Dothideomycetes, Pleosporales, Didymellaceae. The record is from RefSeq and is a predicted model, not a curated record. The coding region runs from base 1 to 1689 and encodes 562 amino acids.
AUGACGAGGUAUAUCAAACAAAUGGAGAAAGAAGGCUUGCAGUUGGAGCUACUGGAGGACGGCACCCGCAUAUACUUGCGCCUGCGUAGGAAAGAAAGGGCAAUGUCCCCAAAGGUCCAAGGUCGAUGUCGAAGUAGACUGGGAAUGCAGCUCUUCCAUCCUUGCCCGGGUGGAUCCAAGCAUUCACAGCCGGCCACGGGGGUGAUGUUGCUUUUCCAAGCUCGUAUUGCAAUGAGAAGAGCCUGCUGUGGCUUUGCCGGCUCCACCAUGAACGUUUCAACGGGAGUACAUGAACGAGUCAACUUCAACCAAGUCCCAGCAAGUUGCGCCGGGGCUCGACGCGCAAACCUUAACGCAAGACACCAGAGCGUCAGUCGUUCAGGUGCGCGCGGCUGUGCUGCCGAUUCAGCUAAGGUCCACGGCAUCUACGCAGUUGGACCAGUCGCAUUAGGACUGGACAUCGGAAAGAUGUACUGUCCAUCCACCCAACCGCUUGAUCCUGCACGAUUUCUUGAAGCUUCAGCGCAAGCUCAAGCUCACCCCGGAAGCAUGUCUGAAUAUCUUGUCGACACUGCAGAUGAUGGGGAGCAAUGCAGCGAUGACUCCAGCAACCCCCAAGACCAGCCGUGGAUGACUGCAAGCAUUCUCGAUGACACUCCUUCCCCCGCGUCCAAUGCCCAUGAAUCGAUAGGAGCUUUCCGGCAAUUGUGGGGCCAGGACCAGACGUCUCUGCUCACGGAAAUCCAGCAGAAUAACAAUCUUCAAUACCAUGUUGCUCACUCAAGCAACAGUACGGCCGAAGAUCGCCGGCCCCCUGAAUGCAUCGACCCCUCCGCUCUCACGAUGCCGGAUCCACACUAUGGCUCCUCGCCGGGCUUCGUCGGAUAUGAUGACCGCUACCCUCGCGCGUUAGCUGAAGACUGGAAUGAAGGGGGCUCAACGAUAUGUUUCGGCGCCCCUGGGAACCCCAGCGACGAUGACGCAGCUAAAGCCUGUGCUCGAACUGCGUUAGAGUAUCCUUCCGCGAUACCCGUGCCAUUCGACAAUCAAGAUGAAAACUACGGAGGGCCAGACAGCAACUUCAUUCCUGGGGUCCUUGGCCGACAGAUCGGACACCGAGAAGCGCUGGGUGUCGAUACCGCACGAUUGAUGACUCGUCUAUGUGUGCGUAACGACGAUGGCGGACACGCGCCUCUGCCUCCCAACGUAGGCUACGACAACGUGGCUGUGGAUAGCAGUCAAGAAACGGUCUUACCGCCUCAAUGCUUCGGCAACGUCCAGACCCAACAGAGCUUGGUUGAAUAUCAACAGCUGCCUGGGGUGAUAUUGAAUGAUUUCCAGUAUGUCGUGUGGGAGGGCACUCCAGUGGACGUCGAUCUGAACGUGACCGGCUCCAUGUCGACGCGCAAAUCAAGCGGCUGGCCUCAUCCUGAAGUCGUCUCUCAGCACUCUGGUGAUGCACCUUCGCCACCAAGUACGGCAGCAAAUACGGACGGACUGGAUUGCCCUAGGCACCUUCGCCUCAAGCAUGGUGAAACCAUCGUACAAUAUCCGUGCGAAGACGAUUAUUGCACACGACGGUUCAACAGGAAGGACGCUAGACUGAAGCAUUACCGCAAGGCGCAUCCACACUUGAGCCCAGGACCACCUGUGUUACGGGGCUCGCCAUCGUUGCCCGAGAGUGACUAG